Molecule: messenger RNA, 606 nt
Organism: Paramecium pentaurelia
Lineage: Eukaryota; Ciliophora; Oligohymenophorea; Peniculida; Parameciidae
Source: the annotation of a GenBank genome assembly
AUGUUAUUAUGGAUUAUGUUAAUGCAAUACUGUUAUUAAUCUAAUUUAUAGCCGAUAUUGAAAAGCUGGACAUUAAUAUUUCUAUAAAGAUGCUAUGUAGAAUAAUAUUUUUUAUUAUUGUAAUAUAUCUAAGAGAUUUAAGGGAUUAUUCUUAGGUUGAACUAAUACUAUAUGUUAUUAUAUGGUUAUUAUUCCAUCUAUAUAUUUAAAGUUUUUAACAAUAAUAUUUUUCUAAAAGUGAAUCCAAAAUAUUAAAUUGAGAAAAAAAAAAUUUAAUUACAUAUAAAUUGUAAUUAAUAAUAGGAAAAUCCUAUUUUGGUAUUACUUAUAACUCUACCAUAGAGAUAUUAACUUUAGUAUUUUUUUCAAUUCAACUUUUUUUUUAUUUUUGUGAAUUAAUAUAUAUCUAAUUCAUUUGAACUACACAUAAAAAUGAUUACAAUAAAAUAGAGGAUAUAAACAAAUCUGUUUUGGAUUUUUCUUAGGAGCUUUGGGGUUAUUAUAUUUCUAUCAAUUCUGUCUCUAUAUAUUAAGACGAAUUACAGAAAUCCUAAUUUUGGUCAAAUGUAGCACUUUUAACUAAUGGAGGAAAAAUUAUACUAUUGA